Molecule: messenger RNA, 1314 nt
Organism: Daldinia childiae
Lineage: Eukaryota; Fungi; Ascomycota; Sordariomycetes; Xylariales; Hypoxylaceae
Exons: 2
Coding region: 1-1314 (437 amino acids)
Biological process (GO): ribosomal large subunit assembly; rRNA processing
Cellular component (GO): nucleolus
Molecular function (GO): 5S rRNA binding
Source: RefSeq, a predicted model, not a curated record
AUGCCGGUCAUACAACCAUUGAAGGGGUCGACUGAGGCCCCUGCAACUUAUAAGCAACCCUCGAGGAAAGGCAAGAAGGCAUGGAGGAAGAAUGUCGAUGUUACGGAGGUUGAGAAAGGUCUUGAUGAGUUAAACGAGGAAAUUAUCAAAGGUGGUGUCAUUGCUGAGCGACCCUCCGAAGAGCUCUUCGUUCUUGAUACAGUAGGCGAUGCCUCGUUACCAAAGAAAUUCCCAAAGCAUACUUCGAAGCCUCUUAAGGCUGACGAGAUUAUUGCCGCACGCUCGGUUAUUCCCGCUGUUUCAAUGCGAAAGCGCCCAGGAGAUAAGACUACAGACGGUAUUAUUCCAUCCAAGAGGCCGCGGAGGGAAUAUGUCACGCAGAAAGAGCUUUCUCGAUUGCGCAAAGUUGCAGAUGGUUUUCAUGAGUCUACGGUAGAAGUCGCGGAUGCAUCCUUCGACCCAUGGGCAGUAGAAGCCAAACCCGAAACACCAACAGAUAUAGAAGACAACAGAAACGAUAAGAAAAAGGCACCCAAAUCCAUAUCUAAGAAACCGAUCUCGCUACUAGCUAGUGGAAAGACACCCAAGGCCGUACCGAAGCCUACUGGUGGAUACAGCUAUAACCCGGACUUUGCUGACUACGAAGCCCGUUAUAAGGAAGAAUCUAAUAAAGCUGUCGAAGCAGAGCGCAAGCGCCUAGAAGCCGAAGAGGCGGCUCGUCUCAAAGCGGAAGCUACCGCCAGGUCAGCGGCGGAGGCGGAGGCUGCAGAAGCUCGAGCAGAAUUAUCUGAGUGGGACGAGGACUCGGAAUGGGAAGGCUUCCAGAGUGGUGGCGAGGAGCUUAAGGUCAGCGCCAAACGGCCGGGACGCAAAAACCCAGCCCAACGGAACAGAAUUCAAAGACGAAAGGAAGAAGAGCGUCGACUCAAGCACGAAGCUAAGACCAAAGUCCGGAAAGCGCAGCUAGAAGAAAUCAAACGAAUCGCAAAGGAGAUUGCCGAACGUGAGCACGAACAAAAUCUGGCACUCGCAAACCUUGAACAGAGCGAUAGCAGCGCUGAUGACAAUGAUGAGGAGCUCCGGCGUCGUCAACUUGGCAGGUUGAAGCUGCCAGAGAAAGACCUCGAGUUGGUCUUACCAGAUGAAUUAGAAGAUUCCCUUCGCCGCCUGAGACCCGAAGGCAACUUAUUAAAGGACCGUUACCGGAGCUUACUCCUGAGAGGAAAGGUGGAGGCUAGAAGGAGAAUACCGUUUAGGAAGCAGGCGAAGACCAAGCUCACAGAAAAGUGGGCUUAUAAGGACUUUAGCAUUUAG